CAGAUAGACAGACGGACAGACAGCAGCUGUUCGAAAGAUUACCAUAAUAUCCCUAAUAAGGUGUCGAUUUAGUAUGUCAAGGAAAAAGACAAAACCUCUUACACUGUGAUUAACUCUAAUGUUGGAAAAAUUAUCACUAUGGCUAUAUCUACCAAACGAUCGUGGAAACUUCAGGACUUUGUUGCUCAUUCGGCCAAUGUCAAUUGCCUUGCCCUGGGACACAAGUCUGGGAGAGUCUUAGUUACUGGAGGAGAUGAUAAAAAAGUGAAUUUAUGGGCAGUAGGGAAACACAACUGUAUCAUUAGCCUCAGUGGACAUACUACACCAGUUGAAUGUGUGCGGUUUGGUCACACUGAAGAGCUGGUUUGUGCUGGAUCACAGACAGGAGCACUCAAAAUAUGGGAUUUAGAAGCAGUAAAAAUUGUUCGCACCUUAACUGGGCAUAAAUCUGCCAUACGAUGUAUGGAUUUUCAUCCAUACGGGGAUUUUCUUGCCUCAGGUUCUACAGAUGCCAGUAUCAAGCUCUGGGACACAAGGCGGAAAGGUUGUAUUUUCACAUAUGGACACAAGCUUACAGUUAACAGCCUCAAAUUUAGUCCUGAUGGGCAGUGGAUUGCAUCUGGAGGAGAUGAAGGCAUUGUCAGGUUAUGGGAUAUACGUGCUGGCAAGGUCUUAAAAGAGUUUGCAGAGCAUUCUGGAGCCGUAACUUCAGUGGAAUUCCACCCUCAUGAAUUUCUGCUAGCAUCAGGUAGUGUUGGUCGGUCUGUAAAUUUUUGGGAUUUGGAGAACUUUCAAUUAGUAUCCUCGACUGAAAGGGAUGGAGGCUCUGUGAGGUGUCUAUACUUCAGUCAAGGUGGAGAAUGUUUAUUUGCUGCCUCCCCAGAAUGUUUGCGUGUUUGUGGAUGGGAACCAUCCAGAAUUUAUGACUCAUUAGCAGUUGGUUGGGGUAAAGUUGCUGAUAUUGCAACAGCUCAGAAUCAAUUGAUUGGUGCAUCUUUUCACAUGAUGAAUGUUGCACUAUUUGUGGUUGAUCUCAAAAAGGUGCAGCCUUUUGGUGGCCCAGUUAUUAAUCCAAAUGAUUCCAUUAAUUCUUCACCUUUCCGCCACGGGCAAAGUGCUAGGAAAAGCUUUAGCAAGGAAACACAGCUUAACUUGUCAAAACCUCCAAUGAGUGUUCGUACCAUUGAAGAAAAUGACCGAUCUGAAACAGAUCCUGAAGAUGAAACAGUCUCUCACAUACUUGAUGUAAAGGAUUAUGAGGCAAUUUUUUUGCCUAAUAGAUCAUUGAAUCGCAGCCCUCCUCCUAUUCCUUUCCCUGCUCCUGCUGAUGAUGCUUCACAUAGUUCUCCUAGUCAUUCAAACGCAUCAUCAUUAACCAUACAAGAAGGUGUUGGAAUGCCUCAAAUAAUACAACCAUUGUUGCCAAUGAAAGUAUCUCGCAAUUCCCCAGAACCAUCUGAGCAGAUGUUUAGUGGAACUGGAGACUGCGUGGACCCCAAUGACUCACCUGAUUAUUAUCAACCUCAACCUAUUCAUUUAUUACCUGAAGAUGAUUCAUAUGGUGACCAAAUUCCAGAACCUCAACCAAGACAGCGAAGGCCAUCUCAGCUCUCUCCAGUUAGACAGAGGAGUGAAAAGCAUAGUCCUGUUCUUUCUGGCUCUGCCCGUUCAAAGGGUAGCUCUCCUACUCCUGUAGCUUCACACAGAAUGAGUUACAGAGAGGAUACUCACUCUUCAUUUGACAAUGAUUUCCCUGUCAAACUAAGCAGUAUACGCCAUAGUCCUUCAGAACCUGCCCUAAACCGACCGAAUGCUGGACAUUCAAGAUCAAGUUCUUUAAGCCGGAACAGUGUUGUAGCAAAUAGCUCUAGCACUGGUAAUAUUAAACAAAUAGGCUCCUCAAAUGACGUUAAUAGCUCAACUAGUGGCUUUCACAUUAAACAUUCCAUCACCCCAGGGUUUAAUCUUGGCACUGAUGUCUCAGUGUCUUAUCUGGGGAAGAACUCCACCACUACCCCCUCCUCCAAAGGUGCACUUCCUAUGGUAGCACCUCGUACUAAAGUAGCCACAGAAGAAAAUUUACGAAGGCAGGAAAAAACAAGUGUUGAUGUCCUUGAAAGACAGAGGCCACCAGUUGAUGAUGAAAUUGACGAUAUCAUUCCAAUAUCCAUGGAUAAGCCCUCUAACCUCGAUUUAGAGGAUUUUCUGCCUAACCGCCUUCAAAGAUCUGUUAACUUUUAUCAACAGCACCAGUACUUAGAUAUGUCAGAGGCAGAAGUUUUGUCAUCCAUCAUGCGUGGACAUGAAUCUAUGAUGACAGUUAUGAAUGGUCGACACAGAAGUUUACAAAUAAUUUAUUCUCUCUGGCAUAAUAAAGACUUAAAGGUGGCAGUUGAUACUGCUUUGGAAAUGAAUGAUCUUGCUAUUGUUGUUGAUUUACUUGGCAUCUUGACUCUUCGACCGUCUAUAUGGAACUUAGAUCUUUGUGUUUCCUUACUUGACCCUAUUCAUGAACUACUGCAGAGCAAAUAUGAAAUGUACAUGACAGUAGGAUGCAAUACUCUCCGACUCAUUCUAAGGAAUUUUUCUUCUUUGAUCAAAACUAACGUUCAAGCGCCUAUCCACACAGUUGGAGUUGAUAUAUCUCGAGAAGAAAGGUAUAAUAAAUGUAUGAAGUGUUAUGAAAGUUUACAGUCAAUACGCUCUUUUUUGUUAAAAAGACAGACUGUUCAAGGAAAAUUAGGACACACAUUCCGAGAAAUAACUAUACUAAUGCAAUCCUUGGACAACUGAAAAUAAUUUUCUGUCAAUUAAUGACUGCUGGUAAUAUUUCUAUCUCAAAAUAUUAAAACCAAAAUCAUUGGGAAACCUUAGAUAAUAUUUUCAGGUAGCCCAUCUAAAUUGUCAGGUUUGUACUAUUAACAGUUCUAACAAAGUAAUUAAACCAAACCAAAACAUAGGAAAUACUUUGUGAUUAGUUUACAAUGUAUUAGUCCACCUGGUUCUGCGUGUAUUUCUAAAUUGUAGCCCAUGGUGUUCAUUCAACUGUUCUUAUAUAGAUCAAAAUUAAAUUUGUCAUUCACUCUGAAUUGUGAAAUAAGUAUUGUGAUAUAUAAUAUUAGACCCAUUAGGCAGUGAACAUGUACAGAUGUUAAUUAUUGUGGUGUAUGCUGUGUAUAAGUUUGUGUGAGUGAGUGGGUGAGUGAGUGAGAGUAUAAUUUAUUCCAACAUCUUACAAUAUCUAGAAAAGACCUUUUACCAGUUCUUUUCUUUGGGUGGUGAUAUUGUGAGAACAUGUCUAGCUGUGUUAUUGAAUUGGACCUAAAUAUUUUUUUUUAUUCUAUCUAUCUAUCUGUCCGAGUAUAUUUCUGGAAACAAAAUUUCUGCGACUGCUUACUGUUUUUCCUGUAUGUCAGUUCUGAAACAGAAAGUGGCUACCUCAUUCAUGACAAGUUCCUAAUUAUGCAUACUAGGUCUUAAUACCAUACAUCUUUCAACUUAUCAGUUUCUUACAUAAAGCACAAUAUGUGUUGUUAGAAGACCAAAUUUGAUUGAAAAUUAAAAGCGACUAGUUAAAAGCCUGUAAGCUUUUGAACUUUCUAAUGUCUACCUCUUGUUUUUUUCUUAACGGAUCCUGUUUUAUCUGCUCAAUUUUGACCAAUCUAAUAUUCUAAUCGAGAAGAUACAUUGUGAUGUAUUGUGCCUCGUAUGAUUAUCACAAGAUGGGAAGUGUUUUUGCUCAUCUCAUUCAUUAGGUUUGAAAAAGUGAUCAGAGUUGUGCUGUUUAUGUCAACAUUUAUUUCUUAAGAAAAAAUCAAUAGAAUCUUGAUAAAAUAUAGAAGUCAAAUGGUGAGCAACAAGCACAAGCAUGUAGUGGGCACAAGGCUUGUGAUUCUACUUGUAGAGUGCCCAAAGUUACACAUAUGAAAAAAAAAUCAACUUUAUUUUGUACAUCCAUACUCUAUACUUACUUAAGCACUAUUGUUGCAGACACCAGCUGUGCAACAUCAUCUUCUGUUCCUGCACAGUUAUUCAGUGUAGUAUAAUACACCGAGAAAUGAUUGUGAAUUCGUCAUUUAUUUUGUGCGUAGCUAAUUUAAAUACAAGUGGAGUGGUUUUCAUUCUUGUGCUUUGUCUGAGAGGCAAUAAUAUUGAACAACUACUACAUAGGCUUUGUAAGUAAUUGUCUAGAUUUUCAGUCUAUGUUUAGCAAUUGAAAAUCAAAAUAUAACAUUCAACCAUUGUGCCUUAAACAAUAGUAACCAGUUUAUGGUAAUGCUUGGUAAUGCUCCUUCAUGGCUGUACCUUUUCCACAUUAAAAUGCUUUUUAGUUAACUGAUUUAAUUUAAUUUUUUGUUCAACUUUAAAAUUGAUGUUGUCAACAAAUUCUUAUUGUUUUAAUGAAAGUAUUGUUAAAAAUUGAACAAGGCUGUGAAAAGCCAUUUAUAGUGACUUAAAAACUAAGAUGUGCUACAGAUUAAGUUGUAGUAUUUCAUUGACUCUAUCUCUCUUUUCAGCAAUCUAAAUGCUCUAAAGAAGAUGUUUUAUUUUCCUCUGUAGGUGUUAGACCUUUUUGACAAGUUAGUUUUUACUCUUUUAAAGGCAAAUUAAAAAUCAAUUUUAGGUCCAUAGAUCUUGGGAAAAGUGCCCUGAAGGUUGUGAAUUAACCAGCACAUUGCAGGGCUAGUCAUACCAAAAGGAACUCGCUUUACCAUUUAAAGUGGCACUCACGCUAGUUGGAAGUUUUCUGCUCUGGAAUAAACGUAAAGGUGACUCUCAAUGUCUCACAAUCUAAAGUGAUCUGCAACUAUUUUGUACUGAUUUUGUGAACUUAUGUUUAAUUUAAGGAAGCACUAAUUUAUUUAGAUUGUAACAAGUUUUCUUGUAGGUAACCAUCUGUGUUUAAAGAUUGGCCGUGAUGUUCAGCGGAAGGCCUCACAGGGUAAUGUCCUAACUUGUGAUAGUAUGCUAUUUAAACAAUCAGCCUAACAUUUCACAAUUAAUAAAUACAAAUGUGUAAAUACCCAAUAUAAAGGUAAUUACAAAGAUGGCAUUUAACUUCCGUCCAAUUUUUUGGUUGUGGGGGAAACCUUGUAAUCUAUUUCUUUGACUGAUGUUACAUAUUAGUUCCCACCCAUAAGUGUUGUCCUUUGGAGAUCAUUUACUGAUCACAUUCAUGUAACAGUUUCUGUGUUGUAUCAUAUCAGUUACUGCAUGUCUUACUGUUUUGAGAUUCACUCAAUUCUUAUUACCUUGAGUGGUAUCUACUAUUUCUACGAUUGGUGGUUAUUUUUUAAAAUUAAUAUGUACAGUGUCAGGUGAGAGCAAGCUCAUCUAAUUUUUUAUACAUCUAUCAGUUCAAAGUGUUGAACCAUUUCUUGCCAAGCCUGAAACAGUGAAUCGAAUUUUGUAGUGCCAUCUUAAUUAGAGUGUCAAUCAGUAAGACACAUAUUCAUCAAUGAAAGAUAUUCCCCUUCUAUCUGGAAAUGUUGUUAUUUCCAGGAUCCUUUCUAAUCCACCUGCAAUCAAAAUUAUUUUAACAGUUUCAUAGAUAUUUAUUUGAUUACUAGGUUGUUUUCCUGACAGUAUUUAUAUUGUGCUUUGAAUUCCUAAACCAGAAUCAUAUGUUUUGUAACAAGAAUAAAAUCCUUCGAAAGGUGAA
Molecule: messenger RNA, 5662 nt
Organism: Frankliniella occidentalis (western flower thrips)
Lineage: Eukaryota; Metazoa; Arthropoda; Insecta; Thysanoptera; Thripidae
Gene: kat80
Product: katanin p80 WD40 repeat-containing subunit B1
Exons: 18
Coding region: 139-2793 (884 amino acids)
Biological process (GO): microtubule depolymerization; microtubule severing
Cellular component (GO): katanin complex
Molecular function (GO): microtubule binding
Source: RefSeq, a predicted model, not a curated record